CGAGCCCAGCUCAGGCGUUCGAUUUCUGUCAAUCAUUCGUUUCAACCAAUAGCAGCGUUUGUUACUGUGAUGUCUGUCUUGUAAGUAUUGCGCAUGCGUGAAUGCCGACGGCGUUUUAUAGCAAGCUCACGCGUGAAAGGCCAUGGAUUCUCAGAAAGACAUUCAGCCUCCUAAACAGCAGCCGAUGAUCUAUAUUUGUGGAGAGUGUCAUACAGAAAAUGAGAUCAAGGCCAGAGACCCCAUCAGAUGCAGAGAAUGUGGUUACAGAAUCAUGUACAAGAAGAGGACCAAAAGAUUGGUUGUUUUUGAUGCCCGAUGAGAUGAAUCUGCUGUUUUCCUGUUAGAAUUAGCUUUUUUAUCUUUGACUGUGUAAAUACAUGUGUACAAUUUGAAUGGAUCAAAAUUGAGUAAAAUACAAUUUACCAAAAAAUUCUUGAGUGGAUGUUU
Molecule: messenger RNA, 447 nt
Organism: Onychostoma macrolepis
Lineage: Eukaryota; Metazoa; Chordata; Actinopteri; Cypriniformes; Cyprinidae
Gene: polr2k
Product: RNA polymerase II, I and III subunit K
Exons: 4
Coding region: 143-319 (58 amino acids)
Biological process (GO): DNA-templated transcription
Cellular component (GO): RNA polymerase II, core complex; RNA polymerase III complex; RNA polymerase I complex
Molecular function (GO): zinc ion binding; DNA-directed RNA polymerase activity; DNA binding
Source: RefSeq, a predicted model, not a curated record